CCGUUAUAUACAUUUUAUAAAACCAUUAACUGAAUUAAUUAAUUAACAAACAAAAAACAAUCGGGAGUUAAAUUUACCGUAUACAAAGCCUCGUUUAAAUGUUAACCAAGUAAACAAAAUAAAGUGAAAUUUUUUAAAAACUGCAGUUGAAAACCAGGAAUUUUUAAAGUGCACUUCAUAGAUCAAAUGGCUAGUCAUAAAAGGAAAUUCUUUAAAAAAGGCCAAACCGCUCCUGAGAAGCGGUGGCGUCGUCAAGAGCAGGCUAUUAGAAAUGAGGAGCGACAGCAAGAACGAAUGCUGAAGAAGGUCCCGAGCUUGGGGCACCUUACUCAUUUCGCAACUACAGUAUUCAAUGCCCCUAAUCGUGAGGGGAAAGUCGAAGCCGCCAUUGCCACUUGCCAAAUGCUUUCCUCGCAUGCUGUUCCAGCCUUAGAUGAUUUGGCGCACUCCAAUAUUCUGACUAUUCUCGUGGAAUCCCUGGGGCAGGAAAAUCCCUUGCUGCAGCUAGAGGCUGCAAAUGCUGUAAAAGAUAUUGCUUAUGCUUCACCGGAGCACUCCCUUCAGAUUGCAACCUCCGGUGCCGUGCCUCUCCUGGCUGAACUUAUCGUCUCGCCAUACUACAAGGUCUGCGAACAGGCGGUGUGUGCUCUUGUGAAUAUCAUAGCCGAAAGUCCAUCGCUUCGCGACUUCAUCGUCAAUCACGGCGUAGUGGAAAAACUAAUCUAUCUCCUGGGUCAUAACGAGAUCAUAGUUCAGAAAUCCGCUCUUCUGUGCUUGGCCAACAUUGCAACCGGAUCCGAUGAGCAGAUUCAGGUGUUGCUCAACCACAACGUGAUGUCCUGCAUGCCGGCCCUGCUCUCCCACAGCAAGGAAAGUGUUCGGUGUGAGGCCCUGUGGUUUCUAUUUAAGAUCGCCUCUGGAAACGCAAUGCAAAAGCAGGCCGUCGUGGAUGCUGGCCUGCUGCCAAAGGUUGCGGAAAAUCUUAGAAUUGGAAGGGCUGCUUUAAAAACACCCGGGUUUCUAACGAUAUGUGUUCUGGCCAUUAACAGCAACAGGAAUUUUCUAUUAUCCCUCAUUAGACUUUGCGUCAUCCCGGGGCUAUGCGAUCUGCUCGGAUGCCAGGACGAUACCACCGUGACAUACUAUGUGCUUUUUUUGUUGGGACUUAUGCUUGGAGUGGACGCUUCUUAUGCGGAGGAGGUGGCCGGCAUCAUCCAAUUUUCCGAGGGUCUUCGCAAGAUACAGGCACUUCUAAACCACGCGGAUGUCGACGUCCACCAACUGGCACGUCAACUAAUCUGGCAAUACUUCUCGGAUAACGCCUCAAAUGGCACACAGAUUUGAAGGCACUUCACAGUUAUCCACAAUCUAAAUUAAGUAAUGUUUUCUAAAUUUUAAAUUUAUUUCUAAAACUUUGAGGUUAAGAUCAUUUUAAGACAAAUAUCAGAAAGACUUAUCAGAACAUAUAGUUGUAUCACAGAAACCUCCACCAGAGAUAUUUUUUUUGGCUACAUUUAAAUCCCUAGUACUUUGUACUUUAGUAGACGUUUUUAUAAAUAAACACACUUAUUUUUUAAUCAUCUAUA
Molecule: messenger RNA, 1586 nt
Organism: Drosophila rhopaloa
Lineage: Eukaryota; Metazoa; Arthropoda; Insecta; Diptera; Drosophilidae
Product: importin subunit alpha-4
Exons: 3
Coding region: 187-1344 (385 amino acids)
Biological process (GO): NLS-bearing protein import into nucleus
Cellular component (GO): nucleoplasm; nucleus
Molecular function (GO): protein binding; nuclear import signal receptor activity
Source: RefSeq, a predicted model, not a curated record